AUGACCUCGAAUAGCGACCGAAGCCGCUUUUGCUCCGUGAACUCUAUUCGAUCCUGUAUCAACUUUCUGAACGAAGAGUUAACGAGCAUAGGAAUAGCGCCAAGGCUUAUUCUGCCUCCAGAACAAGCGGAGCUUUCGGAGCGGAGACAACCCCUUGCUGAGCGUAAUUCCGACGAAGGACCUCAGACAGGGAAGCUUCAAAAACCACCAGCUACUGAAUAUGCCCUUGCGGAGGCUCUAAAUGUAAUAUUCGCGCUAAUUAAUCAAAUAAGAGAGCAGCCGCUCACGGCACAGUACUAUGACGCACAGGUGCGGGCACUUCGUGCAGAGCUGGACACACAGCAGGGAACACUCGAGCGACUUCGGGAGGAAAAACUACAGGUCCGCACAGAACUUGCCAAGACAGGCCAAAUAUUUGAAAAAGAGCGCGAGCAGAUGCGUAGAUUGAUAGAGGAAGGCCGGAGUCAGGUGGAAGCGCUCCGAAGGCAAAACGCAGAGCUAUCGGAUAAAAAGUUGAAAGCAGAAAGUCAGUCACGGCAGCUUCAGUCGGAAAUCCACCACUUGAGGAGCUUCAUUGAUAGGACACAUAGCGUAAGUAACCGUAACUGUGAUGAUCGUGCGAGGCCAUCCAGCGUACCGCACCGGGCGACAAACAGGUAUGAUCUAGCCACAACCAAUACAGUGCACUACGCCACUACGCAACAAAAUUCAGAUAUGCAGAGCGCCAUCGCGAAGGCACCAUCGGUUCCUUUUUGCUCUGCGACAAAACAGCGACAACAGUAUCGUGCGAAACGGAAAGCGAGUCAGCCUAGCCCAGCGAGGGAACCGCAUACCAGCUCUCCUGCAGAGAGGCAUCCCCCGUUUUCUCCGAAAGCACACAAGGCCAAGACGGUUGGACGACUUCAACAAUCCGCGAACAAUUUCAAAGAGAUUGAUCGGAACGUAGAUACGGCGAUAGAGUUCGAAAGACUCACGCGCGAAUGUGAUUGGCUGCGUCAUCAGCUCGACUGGUAUCGAGUUAUUGUCGCGGAGCAGGAGGAACUCCUCACAUACGCCAUAUCGCAUUCGUAA
Cyanidioschyzon merolae strain 10D is the source of this 1071-nucleotide messenger RNA. RefSeq lists its product as hypothetical. The coding region runs from base 1 to 1071 and encodes 356 amino acids. Lineage: Eukaryota; Rhodophyta; Bangiophyceae; Cyanidiales; Cyanidiaceae. The transcript has a single exon. The record is from RefSeq and is a predicted model, not a curated record.